Callorhinus ursinus (northern fur seal) is the source of this 2042-nucleotide messenger RNA. RefSeq names its product fibronectin leucine rich transmembrane protein 1 (gene FLRT1). The record is from RefSeq and is a predicted model, not a curated record. Gene Ontology annotation, molecular function: protein binding. Lineage: Eukaryota; Metazoa; Chordata; Mammalia; Carnivora; Otariidae.
GCCCCCAGCCAUCCACCAUGGUGGUGGCACACCCCACUGCCGCCGCCGCCACCACACCUGCUGCCACCGUCACGGCCACCGUCGUGAUGACCACGGCCACCAUGGACCUGCGGGACUGGCUUUUCCUCUGCUACGGGCUCAUUGCCUUCCUGACGGAGGUCAUCGACAGCACCACCUGUCCCUCGGUAUGCCGCUGUGACAACAGCUUCAUCUACUGCAAUGACCGGGGACUCACCUCCAUCCCCGCUGACAUCCCUGAUGACGCCACCACCCUCUACCUGCAGAACAACCGGAUCAACAACGCCGGCAUCCCCCAGGACCUCAAGACCAAGGUCAACGUGCAGGUCAUCUACCUGUACGAGAACGACCUGGACGAGUUCCCGGUCAACCUGCCCCGCUCCCUGCGGGAGCUCCACCUGCAGGACAACAACGUGCGCACCAUCGCCAGGGACUCGCUGGCCCGCAUCCCGCUGCUGGAGAAGCUGCACCUGGAUGACAACUCCGUGUCCACCGUCAGCAUCGAGGAGGACGCCUUUGCCGACAGCAAGCAGCUCAAGCUGCUCUUCCUGAGCCGGAACCACCUGAGCAGCAUCCCCUCGGGGCUGCCCCGCACGCUGGAGGAGCUGCGGCUGGAUGACAACCGCAUCUCCACCAUCCCGCUGCACGCCUUCAAGGGCCUCAACAGCCUCCGGCGCCUCGUGCUCGACGGCAACCUGCUAGCCAACCAGCGCAUCGCUGAUGACACGUUCAGCCGCCUGCAGAACCUCACCGAGCUCUCGCUGGUGCGCAACUCCCUGGCUGCCCCGCCCCUCAACCUGCCCAGCGCCCACCUGCAGAAGCUGUACCUGCAGGACAAUGCCAUCAGCCACAUCCCCUACAACACGCUGGCCAAGAUGCGCGAACUGGAGCGCCUGGACCUGUCCAACAACAACCUCACCACGCUGCCCCGCGGUCUGUUCGACGACCUGGAGAACCUGGCCCAGCUCCUGCUGCGCAACAACCCCUGGUUCUGCGGCUGUAACCUUAUGUGGCUGCGCGACUGGGUGAAGGCGCGGGCGGCCGUGGUCAACGUGCGGGGCCUCAUGUGCCAGGGUCCCGAGAAGGUCCGGGGCAUGGCCAUCAAGGACAUCACCAGCGAGAUGGACGAGUGCUUUGAGACGGGCUCACAGGGAGGUGCGUCUGACGCUGCUGCCAAGACCACGGCCAGCAACCAUGCCUCUGCCACCACACCCCAGGGCUCACUCUUCACCCUCAAGGCCAAGAGGCCGGGGCUGCGCCUCCCUGACUCCAGCCUCGACUACCCCAUGGCCACGGGCGAUGGCGCCAAGACCCUGGUCAUCCACGUGAAGCCCCUGACGGCGGACUCGAUCCGCAUCACAUGGAAGGCCACGCUCCCCGCCUCCUCUUUCCGGCUCAGCUGGCUACGCCUGGGCCACAGCCCAGCCGUGGGCUCCAUCACAGAGACACUGGUGCAGGGGGACAAGACGGAGUACCUGCUGACGGCUUUGGAGCCCAAGUCCACCUAUAUCAUCUGCAUGGUCACCAUGGAGACUGGCAACACUUACGUGGCCGACGAGACGCCCGUGUGCGCCAAGGCCGAGACAGCAGACAGCUACGGCCCCACCACCACACUUAACCAGGAGCAGAACGCAGACCCCAUGGGGGGCCUGCCCCUGGCGGGCAUCAUCGGUGGUGCCGUGGCCCUCGUCUUCCUCUUCCUGGUCCUGGGGGCCAUCUGCUGGUACGUGCACCGGGCCGGUGAGCUGCUGACCCGGGACCGGGCCUACAAUCGGGGCAAUCGGAAAAAGGACGACUACAUGGAGUCCGGGACCAAGAAGGAUAACUCCAUCCUGGAAAUCCGAGGCCCUGGGCUGCAGAUGUUGCCCAUCAACCCUUACCACGCCAAAGAGGAGUACGUGGUCCACACCAUCUUCCCCUCCAAUGGCAGCAGCCUCUGUAAGGGCACGCACACCAUCGGUUACGGCACCACACGGGGCUACCGGGAUGGUGGCAUCCCCGACAUAGACUACACCUACACAUGA